AUGUCUAGUCUAGAGUCGUCGUCAGGAACAUCAGUAUCCUCUGAAAUCUCCCCAAGCAUCGACGACCAAAGUUCCUCAGGCGACUCAGGCUCCUGGCGAGUCGACAGCUCAGAAAAAACCCCCGAAGACAGUAGCUCCAGCAGCAUGGCCUUCAGUUUGGACGCCUCGGAAGGCCGAAGCUUGCCCAACGUCCUCAAGAGAAUCAGCAACAUCGUCGCCUUGAAGAGCAACAACCUAAAGUCCUACAAAGACUCUCACCUGCGAAGCUACUGGAUGCCAGACAAGAAAGCCAAGCAAUGCUACGAGUGCUGCGAGAGGUUCACGACCUUCCGCAGAAGACACCACUGCCGAGUUUGCGGUCAGAUCUUCUGCUCCAAGUGUUGUUCCGACGAGAUUCCCGGGAAAAUAAUGGGCUGCACCGGGGACCUCAGAGUCUGCACCUACUGCUGCAAGGUAGUCUUGUCCUAUUUACAAUCCUCCGACAUGAAAAGCGUCCUCUCCGCGGAUUUAAAAGCGCUGCAAGAAGAUCUGGAGGUUAAAUACGGCGGAGACACUCUAGCUGUCGCAGAAGUCCAGUCUAACAUGGAAGACGAGACGCGAGUGUGCAGAAAAACCAGUGUUGGCUACAUGGAAGAAAAAUACGCCCUCGGAACUCACUCAGGAGACUACCUAACUUCUCACGAGCGCUCUAUAGUCCUAAAAAACUCAGCUUCUUUAAGAAUCAUCUGCGAGGAGCUAUUCAGAUCUUCAAAAUCAAUCCCAUUGCAAACUCACAGGGUCAGAUUGAAGAACUUCUACAACUGCUUUACCGGGAACGAGCUAGUUAACUGGAUGAUUUCUCAAAACAAAGCAGCGACUAGAAUCCAAGCAGUCGCUAUUGGUCAGGCUUUGUUCCAAGCUAACUACAUCGAAUCUUUACAAUCUGACACUGAAUUCACUGAUUCUGCUGCGAUAUUUCGUCCCACUAACAAUUUAUCUGAUGAUAAUCUGCUUAAUAAAACCUCUUGUGAUAGCCACGAGCCCGCUUGGGUUAAAAAUAUCCCCCAGCAUGAUUCUACAGGCACUGACUCAGAAAGUGAGACUAAACAGGCAGAAAUAAUCCGCAUUCCUUCUUCAGGGUCCAGUUUUUAUCUAGAUCUUGAUGUUGGAGCUUCUACAGUUACUCUAAAGCGUCCUAGUUCUUCAGAUAAUUUUUUUACUGAUGCUGGAGACUCAGAAAAUCAUCAACAGCAAACUUUGAAGAAUCAUCAAUGUAAUACUGCUGAUGAAAUGAUCAGUGAUGAGAAUCUAGUCCAAGAAGUCAAAGUAAGAAACUGCUGGCACAAACCAAACCUCCUAAGGAACUCUUAUGGAGAAAUGGCAGCUUAUAAUUCCCUGAGUCUGGCUUUUAAGCAGCAUGAAGAUUAUUUAGUGAAGCAGCUGCUGAACAAUCAAGGCCUAGCUUCCAGCUGGGCAGAAGUAAUCCUUCCUCUGGCUCAUCAAGUGGUAGAUCAGGUUAGACCCAACCAGAACCAUGAUGCUGAAGACAUGGACAUCCGCCAGUAUGUUCAGAUAAAAAAGUCCCCCGGUGGAGCUAGAGAUGAUUGUGAAAUCCUCUCUGGAGUCUUCUGCAGCAAGAAUGUAGCUCAUAGGGGAAUGAAUGCGAUGAUAGCGAAUCCCAAGAUUCUUUUGCUGCAGUGCGGGUUGAUGUACCAGCGGGUGGAGGGAAAAUUGUUGAGUCUAGAGCCGGUGAUGCUCCAGGAGAAAGAGUACCUGGGUCAUACCGUCGCGAGGAUCAUGGCGUUGAAGCCGGAUAUUGUCAUGGUCCAUAGAUCAGUUGCGAGACUGGCUCAGGAUAGGUUUAGAGAAUGUGGGGUUACUUUGGUGCUAAAUGUUAAGCUUAGUGUGUUAGAGAGAGUCGCUAGGUGCACUGGUGCUACUAUUGUUAAUACAAUUGACGCGCAUUUGACGACGCAUGUUAAAUUGGGAACGUGUCAGAAGUUCUAUUUAAGGAACUUUCCGAGGGAUAAUAAUUGUAUUAAGACUCUGAUGUACUUUGAGGGGUGUGCUAAUGGUCAUUUGGGUUCGGGGAUUCAUUUGAGAGGCGGCUCGCUGGUAGAGCUGAAAAAGGUUAAAAAUGUUGUGGCGACCAUGAUUUUUGCUGCGUAUUCUUGGAGGCUGGAGAAUUCAUUUUUGAUGGAUGAAUUUGCAAAGCCGCCGUCGCCUAAGGAUUAUUUUUUUAAUGAAAGUUUGAGGAGAGAUUCUUUGAAAGCUUUUGAAGCUGAUGGAAAAAUUUAUGAUUCUUUGGAGAAUUUUGAAGAAGAAGAAGAUGGAAAAAUUAGGGUUCAAAAAAUUGAGAGUGAGAAGAAGGGUAAAGAUAAAGUUGAAGAAAAACGCAGCCAUGGUGAAUUUGUCAGUGAUUUGAGCGACCCGUUGCAUCAAUAUUUAAACGAGCAAGAUGACGUUGUCCUUCCGAAUAAUUCAAGCUUGAGUUUGAGCGUAGCAGACCUUCCUCUGUUAAAUAAAUUCAAGAAGUCUUUAGACGGGACUAUUUUAAGCUUCUCGCCUUAUUUAAAAUUUUCAAUUCCUUAUUUGGAAACAGAGACAGGCAGAAAUUGUGUUUUAAGGAAAUUUUUUCCAAAAGAUAUUUAUUAUUCUCCGCAAUUAUUAGAUUUGUUAGAAGGAACUAAAAUUGGGAAUAAUAUUCCUCAACAAAUGCAAAAUAAACUUGAAUUUAAACCUAGACACCCUUUUACGUUGGCAAGACUGACUGCGGGGAUAGAAUCCAGGGAAGUCCAGGCUUUAGUUGCGGACUUUCGCGCCAGAGGGAGCAGAUUGAAUCCUACGAAUAAUGUUCUGCUGCCAACUGUUAAAACAGAGGCGCAGGAAGUGCCAACUGCGAAGUGGCCCGACUGUUUGGACCCGCUGAGCCAUCAGAGACUGGCAGUAUUGUUCUGCAGCUUUUCUCACAACGCUGAUAAUGUUCCUAAGUUCUGUGUGAACCCCUGGGUGGUUAACAUGGAUCUUUAUGGCAGGAAUGACAUUGCUUUGGGUAGAUUUUUGGAGAGGUACUGCCUGACUUCGGAGUACAAGUGCCCCGCAGCUGGUUGCAGGCUCCAAAUUGUCCAGCAUGCCAGGAGGUUCGCUCAUGACAGCAGCUGCAUUCAUGUUACUUUGAAGAAGAUGGCCGCGGAUCCUUUUGGUCAGGAGAACAGCAGGGAUAUAUUGAUGUGGAGCAAGUGUGUCAAGUGCAAGAAUGUCUCUCCAGUUGUGCCUAUGUCUUCGGACACAUGGUCGCUGUCUUAUGCGAAGUAUUUGGAACUGAGGUUCUAUUGUAGUGCUUAUACUAAUAGAAGCUCUGAAACCUGCUCCCAUUCGUUACAUCAUGAUUACAAUCAGUAUUUUUCUAGAGGAAACAUGCUGGCUAUUUUUAAGUACACGACUAUUUCGCUUUGGGAAAUUUCACUACCUCCUCCGGUUAUUCAUAUUAUUUAUGAUGCAAAGCAGCACGCUAAUGUUAUUGAAGAGAUGAAGAAUAUUGCGCUUAAGGGGGAUGAGUAUUUCAAAAAUAAAAUCGAAGAGGUCCAAUUAAAAUUAACAUCUCCAACUUUAGAAAACACAAAGCUAGAAGGCAAGAGUUCGGAGAAACAAGUCCAGACUUUCAUGUUCCGAAUCGAAGAUGGACUGGUGAUUCUCAAAAGACUCAUCUCAGAGGCAGUGUCUAAUUGGAACGACAGAAUUUACGACAUAACUUCAAAGAAGAAAGACGCAAGGCCUCGUAAAUUUACUGACAGGUCGCAAACUGCGGGUAGUAUCAACGGAAUCGUAGACACUGACGGCUACAUAACGGAAGACACCGCCUCAGAGUCGCUAAUCGAGGACCUGAGCCCGAUGUCUGCGGACUACAAUGCGAUAGAAGCUAUCUCUGCGGUGCCCAACAGCGGCCAGAGUGACCAGUACCUCGCGGACAUGCUCGAGAGUUCGGACAAUGAGCUCCAGGAUCACGAGGUGGUCGUUGUUAAGGACUCGCCAAAGUCCCACCAUCGCUCCUACUCGGACGUGCUUCCUGUGACUUGUGAAGACAUUCCAGACCGCAAGAAGAAGAAGAAGACUAUCUUGUCACAGCUUUUACCUUCAACUACUAUCACCACGCCUAUCAGCAAUCCUUUGAGUGCUCUGGAGCAUCACUUGCUUCCUCUGGGGUCAGUUGUCCCUGUUGUUGUCUACGAAUCCGAGCCCUCUUCUAUUAUCGCUUAUGCUUUGGACUCUCAUGAUUAUAAGCAUGCGCUGCAGGAGAUUAUUCGGACCACCAAAGUUGGAGAUCAGAGCUCCAGUCCUUUAAUUAAGCGAAAACUUGAUAGUAAAGAUAAUUCUAUUGAAUCUGGGCAGUCAGCUCAAUUUGCAGCUCUAAGAGACAAUGUGCUACCCUGUGGUGAGGAUGGCUUCACCAGAAGUCUGUGCAGAAGCGUCCAGUGGGCUGCCAGAGGUGGAAAAAGUGGAAGCACUUUUUCUAAAAGUCGGGAUGAUAGAUUUAUCCUCAAAGAACUUUCGCGUGUUGAGAUGCAAAUAUUCCUGGACUUUGCGCCGAAUUAUUUCGCAUACAUGGAGAAAUGUCAGCAGACUAAGCAGCCAACGCUCUUGGGAAAAAUAGUUGGAGUUUAUCGCGUGUCUUUCAAAAACAAUACUACCAACGCUGCUCUGAGGACCAGUGUCUUGGUGAUGGAGAAUCUGUUCUACUCAAGGACCAUCACUGACAAAUAUGACUUAAAAGGUUCCGUCAGGAACAGGCUGGUCAAUCUUGAGGAGGCUGACCAAGAAGGCGAGCUAGUUUUGCUGGAUGAAAAUUUGUUAAACAUGAGCUGUGAUUCUCCGUUGUAUAUUAGACCGCAUUCAAAGUCUGUUUUGAACAAAGCUAUUGAGCAGGAUACUAAAUUUUUGGCUGAUAAUUCUGUGAUGGAUUAUUCACUGCUAUUAGAAACAAUGGUCAAAAAAUCAGGAAUACUGGGCGGCCAAGGCAAACUACCGACAAUAGUCUCUCCAGAAGAAUAUCGCGCUAGAUUUAUAGCUGCGAUGCACAGAUAUUUCUUACCUGUGCCCGACCGAUGGACCGGGCUAGGUCGCGGUGUUGAGACACCUUGA
This is a messenger RNA of Cotesia congregata, 5118 nucleotides long. The record is from the annotation of a GenBank genome assembly. Lineage: Eukaryota; Metazoa; Arthropoda; Insecta; Hymenoptera; Braconidae.